AUGUUUGACAGUUGGAAAAACCAGGGCGAUGAUUGGCUGCCUCGGCACGGAUUGGGCCUGUUUCUUGCAACUUCAUCGCUACCGACUGUUGACCUUAGCUACCAAGUCUAUCGUGCUUCUGGCUUCAACGAAUCGAGCGACUUUUACAACUUCUCAAAUAUACGAUAUAGAGCACCUCCUAUUAAGGAAUUGAUAGUUAAACUUCCUCAGCUUCCAGCAAAAAGCCGAUCGUCCAUCAACAGCGACGAUAUGUCUCAGCAAGCACUAGGACUGUCAAUUUCCAAUGUAACCUAUCCAACACCAGGUGCCAAUGCGAGCACCCCCCAGGAGUCUGAAGGUUGUCUUUUUUUGGACGUGUUUGUGCACUGGCAUAUCCUUAAUCGUGCUGGUAAAGGACGUGGAGCUCCUGUUUUGGUGUGGAUCCAUGGUGUUGGAUAUGUUAUAGGCCAUAAUAACAACCCUGCUGGUUUCCUUGCUGUUGGAAACUCCACGCAUGGGAACGUUCUUUACGGAGGCGUCUUUAACUUGGGAUUCUACAAACCGCGACUGGUGCUUGAAUGGGUUCAAAAGAAUAUCCAUCAUUUUGGAGGCGAUAAGAACCGAAUCACUGCUUAUAGUGGUAAAGACUCAGCCCCAUUCCAGCAAGCAGUUAUACAAAGCCCUGGCUGGCGACCAGUUACUUCCAUUGUUACGCAGGAGGAUAUUUACCAAAAAUUCCUUAGCUUUACGAACACUACAUCUCUCGCUAAGCUUCGCGUACUGCCGUCUAAAGAGCUUAUUCGCGCCAACGCUCAACAGAUAGCCUACGACUCCACGUAUGGUUCUUUCAUGUAUGGGCCUGUCAAUGUACGUGUCAUGGUCGGCCACAACGCUAAUGAAGGGGCCCUCUUUACCCCGUUUACGCUUUCUUCUACUGCUGCGUUAGAAGACCUACUUAGAGGACUAUUCGAAAAUAUACCUCAAUCGUCAAUCGACUAUAUUCUGGAUGGACUGUACCCACCCGUGCUUGACGGAUCGAAGGGUUACACAAACAAUGUCCAGCACGGUAGCCCUAUUAUCGCUGAGAGCGGCUUCACGUACAACACCUGUCACCUCUCAAAAGCGUACGGAAACAACACCUACUCUUAUCUUUUUGCUGUGCCACCAGCUAUUCACACACAGGAUGUUGCAUACACCUACUAUGAUGGUGGAGCAACGUCAGGCGAUCCCAUGGGCAUUACAAACACUAUUAUUGCUAUUACUCUAAAGGAAUUCACUACUAGUUUUGCAGAGAUGAGCAUUCCAGUCGCCACUAGUGUUGAACAUUUCAAAACUUACAGUGUAGAUGCUAACGUUUUAGAGCUUAAUGUCAAUGGCAUUAAAGAAGUUCGAGACAACAACGCAAAUGCUCAAUGUGACUUGUAG
Molecule: messenger RNA, 1404 nt
Organism: Bipolaris sorokiniana ND90Pr
Lineage: Eukaryota; Fungi; Ascomycota; Dothideomycetes; Pleosporales; Pleosporaceae
Exons: 7
Coding region: 1-1404 (467 amino acids)
Source: RefSeq, a predicted model, not a curated record